AUGUAUGAUAAAAAAUAUGACAUAUUAUUAUUGGGGUGUACCGGUUAUACCGGUCAAAUGGUAUUAGAAUAUUUUUUGGAAAAUUAUGAGAAAAAGAUAAAAAGUGAAGAAAUAAAGCUAUUAUGUGGUGUUAGGAAUAUAAAAAAAUUAGACUCCUUUCGGUUUAGUAUAAGAGAUAAAAAUGAUGUUAUAUUAAAAAAAAUAAAUAAAAAAGAAAUGGAUAUUAAUAUUUAUGAAUCAAUUUUAAAUUGUUGUAAAAUAUCUAAAGUAGUAAUAAGUACAAUAGGACCUUAUAUUUUAUAUGGAUACAAUAUAAUAAAAGCUUGUGUAGAAGGAAAUUGUCAUUAUGUAGAUGUGUGCGGUGAACAUAAUUUUAUAUUAAAUAUAUAUAAAGAAUUUAAUAAAAUAGCAAUAGAAAAGAAACUUAAAAUAAUUCAUAGUGCAUCUUUUAUUUCAGCAAUUAGUGAUAUAGGUAAUUUUAUUAUUCAAGAAGAAUUUUUUCGAGAGUAUAAAAAAACGUGUCCAGUUAUAAAAAUACGUUUAUGUAAUGAGGGGAAUAAUUUAAGAACUAUUGGAAAAACAACUAUAAAGAGUGCUUUACUUUUUAAAAAAUAUAUAAAAAAUAAUUAUCAUAAAUAUUAUUUAUGUGAUAAUAAAUAUGAUGUACAACAUAAUUUUAAUGGGAAUAAUUAUUUAAAAAAAAAAAAAGAAGAAAAUCAAAAAGAAAUAGGUACAAAUAAUUUUCUCGAUUAUGAAAAAGAAUUUGGUUAUUGCUUUGAUACUUCUUAUUCUAAUAUUGAAGAAGCAUAUGUAUUAUGGUCUAAUUAUUUAUUAAAUUAUAAGUAUGGAAAAGAUUUAGUUAUAAAUUAUAAGCAAUAUGAUUCCCAUUUAAGUACACCCAUGUAUAUUUUUAAGAAGGUAUGUGGUAAGAUAUUUAAUUUUUUUCAAUCCUUUAUUUUUAUGGAUUAUUUAAUAAAUAAAUAUAUUGAUUUGUUUUAUAAACCCAAGACUAUGAAUGAAUUGAAAAAAGCAUAUUGGAAAUGUACAAUUAUUGGAGAAGAUAAUGAUAAGGAUGAAAAAGAAAAGAAAAGCAUUUAUUUAUAUUUAAGUGGAAAAAAUGAGGACCCUGGAUAUUUAUUAAGUGCAAAAAUUAUUUCAGAGUCAGCUAUUUCUUUAUUAAAAGAAAAUAAUUUGCCAAACACAUUUGGAGUAAUAUCUGUGUCUGUCGGUCUUGGCAAGGUUUUGGUAGAGAGGUUAAAGAAGGCCUCAAUACACAUGUCCAUAGAAAAAUGA
This is a messenger RNA of Plasmodium adleri (nom. inval.), 1293 nucleotides long. Its product is annotated as conserved protein, unknown function. Gene Ontology annotation, cellular component: plasma membrane; lipid droplet; mitochondrion. The record is from RefSeq and is a predicted model, not a curated record. Gene Ontology annotation, biological process: glycolipid biosynthetic process. The transcript has a single exon. Bases 1 to 1293 code for a protein of 430 amino acids. Lineage: Eukaryota; Apicomplexa; Aconoidasida; Haemosporida; Plasmodiidae.